Molecule: messenger RNA, 2436 nt
Organism: Thunnus maccoyii (southern bluefin tuna)
Lineage: Eukaryota; Metazoa; Chordata; Actinopteri; Scombriformes; Scombridae
Gene: tm6sf2a
Product: transmembrane 6 superfamily member 2a
Exons: 10
Coding region: 365-1495 (376 amino acids)
Biological process (GO): lipid homeostasis; regulation of lipid metabolic process
Cellular component (GO): endoplasmic reticulum membrane; endoplasmic reticulum-Golgi intermediate compartment membrane
Source: RefSeq, a predicted model, not a curated record
AUUGCAGCCGAAAAAUAACACACCUAAGAUACUUAAUCCAUUGGCAACAUUUUACGCAUAACGCACGAUUCAGAGGCCUUUAACUAAACUUUAAAAGUCUUUCUGCCUUUAAGUUUGGACUCAUUAGACAUGGCUGCUGGGUUGAACUUUGAGACCUACUAGAUAGUAGUCGUUUUGGAGCAGCUGCACCUUAUUUCAUCACAGGUCAAAAUACAACAGGACACUCCUUUCAGUCAUCGGUGGGGCGGCAGUGGAGAGGACACUGGCCUCGAACAUGCUUUGUUUCAUUUCUGAGCGACUUUAACCGGGAAUAUUUCUAUCUGGACUUUUUUUUUUCCAAAAGAGGUCAAACAAGUUGUGAAGAAUGAGGCCGCCGGUUGAGGUCUGCGUGUUUCUCCUUUCUCUCCUCGCUCCUGCAGUUUUGUAUGCCAUGAACAACAUCCCUGCACUCCAGGAACCUCUGCCCAUCCUGGGAAUGGGAAUGGCUGUGCUGGGAUCUGUUCUUCUCCUCCUCCUCCUCACUGUGCAGCACAAAGUGAAAGUGGACCCUUUAUUCUAUGUGUUUGCAGAGUUUUCCUUCACCUGCAUGGUGGGCCUGACGAAUGCUUUGGAGCAGGAUGGGUUCAUCUCUGGCUUCAUGGGCUUCUACUUGAAGAAGGGUGAGCCUCACCUGAGUACUGCCUAUGCUGUGAUGAUGUCUUACUGGGAAAGUGUCGUCCACUUUGUCCUCUUCCUCACUAUGAUCCAUCGCAUGUUCAAAGGGAAGUCCUAUCGCAGCCUGGCGCUGCUGUGGGCGGGGUCCUCCAUCGCCCAUCAAAUUGUUCACAUCCCGGGAGUGGUCAUCGGUAAAUAUGGGUCUAACAUUCGACCAGCCUUUUGGAGGAACACACCUUUCUUUUUGGUGCCUUUCUGGGCAGCCUCUGUACUGUUAAGCAGACCCAGAGAGAUGCCAGUCGUCACAGCAGACAAGAUUGCAGUGGAGCAGAAGAAGAGUCUGCUGUCUCGACCUCUUGACCUGCUUCUCUCACUUCUGUUACUGGGAGCAAUGGCCUUUUCUGUUUUCAGAGGCUUUGUGGUACUGGACUGUCCUCUGGACGUCUGUUUCACCUACAUCUAUCAGUAUGAGCCCUAUCUCAAAGAUCCAGUCGGCUUCCCGCGAGUUACGAUGCUGGUGUAUUUCUUCUACGCUCUGCCCCUGCUGACUGUCUUCAUCUACGGUCUGAAAACACCUGGCUGCAGCUGGAUGCUGGACUGGACCCUCUUCUUUGCCGGAGCCAUGGCCCAGACCCAGUGGUGCCAUAUCGGAGCAUCUCUGCACUCCCGCACUCCCUUCACGUACCGAGUCCCAGCAGACAAAUGGUGGCCUGUUAUUUCCCUCAAUGUGCUGCUUGCUGCUGCGCCUUCUCUGCUGGCCCUGCGCUGCCACACUAACCCUGCUUAUUUUAUGAAACCUGUUCCCAAGGGACAGACCAACAACGAGAAGAAGAAAAACUAGACCACACACACCAGAGGAAUACUUCAUACUGUGACAAGGCUAAUGUCGUCUGGAGACUCUGCUCACAUUAAACAGACAUUUUUUUUCAACCCAAAACCCAGAGGAAAUCUAAGAUGUUGCUCUCUUCGUUAACCGGUCAAAAUCAGUCACCUUGUGCAGCACUUCCUGCAUGGACUAUUGGACCCUGAUAAGAAAGCUGUUGAUGGAGGUGAGGACUGUAAUCAGCUCGAACAGCUUUCCGGUGACUCAUACAGACACCCAAUCGGUAUCUUCACAAAUUAAGACUAUUAACCUGGAUCAUAACCAGCAAUACACUGUUGGAGAGUAACAGCAUUAUCAGUCAUUAUUACACAUUUAAUCUCUCUGUGGGAACGUUUUGCAGACAUCUCCGGCUUCAUGUCUAUUUUUCACUGAUCGUUAAAAUGACAGGGUCAGUGGAAACUAUCACAGCUUUCAUCCUUUAAAAACUGUGACUAUAAGAAGUGUUCACAGGAUUCACUGAGAGCUUGAAAUGCUGAAUAACUUCAAAGCUUGUGAUAAGGGAGAUAAAGGCAGGUGUUACUCAAGUGGAGAAUAUGAUGAAGGAAAAAGUCCAUUUGGUGAAAGAUAUCAACUUACAUUGUGUAAUGUCUACAUGUUGUGACAAGGGCUGCAACUAAUGAAUUCUUUCAAUUUUAAUGUCUUCAGAUUGUUUGUUUUGUCCAACCAACAGUCCAAAACUCAAAGUGAUUCAAUUUACAAUUAUAUAAAACGGAGGAAAGAAGGAAAUAUUCACAAUGGAGAAGGUGAAACUGAAGAAUAUUCUGUGUUUUUGCUUGACGAAUGACUUAACGAUUAAUUGAUUAGAGAGAUAUUUCUGUAGCUCUAGUUGUGACUGCUCUCAGGGAGGUUUUUAUGUUCCACAUUUAUUUUGUACAAUAAAAACAAAUGGAGCACUGAAA